AGCCGCAGUCGCCGUCGACGUCGGCGGAGCAUCUUCAUCCGCAUCUGAACCCAACUCCCUUGUACACUUGAGUUACCGCUUCACUUCGGUUCCAAACGUCUCCGCAUCCACUUCUCACUACCUUCAUGUGCUGCUGCUGCUGCAUGCAAAUUGCAACUUGUUUCGCUCGCACAAUUAAUAUUUGUUUACCGUUUACCGUUCGGUUUGCAUAGCAUGCGUGUGUGUUUGUGCGGGAGCGGCUGAGCUGUGUUGGUGUGUGUGAGCCGGCUUAAUGAUAAUUGAAAGCCAGAAAAUAGACAAUGUACACAGACUAGUGGAUACCCUUCAGUGUCAGAAACCAUGUUGCAUGCUACAAGGAUUACUUAGAACCAUUUACGGACCGAAUCCGUGUACACUAUGCCAGUUCACUAGAUAAUCCGCUUCAUGUGCUCCUCCAGCUGGCAAACGAAGAUUGUCGGGCAAUCCCAGUUGUCGGCAGUAAGACCCAUGUGAAAUGCCUUAUGAAAAAUUCAACAAAAAGCGCCGACAAUGGGAGGAUAGUGGUGUUCUAGAGCUGAUCAAACUAUGGAAAGUCUGCGCCUAUGAGCUGCGCACCAUUAAACGCAAUGGCCAUCUUUAUGUGGCAAUGGCCAAGCAGCUAACCUCGCUGGGCGUCCCUGUAACUGCACUCGAGGUUCACUUCAAAGUCAACAAUCUUACGCAGCGCUACCGACAGGAGCAGAAGACCUUCGAGACCACUGGCAUCAUCAGCACCUGGAAGUUCUACAGUCAAGUGGAUGAUGUGUUUAAGAGUCUGGCCGCACACACCGGUUACAAAGACAAACGCAUGACAAGUUCGUCCAAUACGAGCAGUUUACCAUCUACAUCCGAGUCACCAGUUUGGAAAAAUCCAAUGUCUCAGCAAGAGUUUAAUAGUAACAACACGGAGGGGUUCUAUAAGACCGAGUACGGCAUGCACCGGCACUUUAUGGACCACUCCCAGCCACCACCCAAUGCCGGCAGCGUGGACAACUUCAUGGCCUCCUCGGCGGCCGUGGCGGCGGUGGCUGCCGCUGCCUCGGCCCGCCUGGCGGAUAACAACAUGGAUCAGCAAAUGAACACGGCUGCCGGGGGAAGCGGUGGCAGUGGUGGUGGUGGGGGCAACACCAAUGGAGGCGUGGCCAACUACCAGAAGAUCAAGAAGUCGCACGAGGACUACGACAAGUUCGUGGACAUUGUAAAAAACAUCGUGGACACCCACAAGAGCACUCCGGAUAAAGUGGACACGUUCGGCGACUUCAUCAAAUCGUACAUGAAGCGCUGGCCGGAGCGGCUGCAGGACGAGGCCAUUAACCACAUCACCAACUACGUGAUCGUGAAGAACAUGGAGCACAGCAUGGUCAGCAGCCACAACCCCGAGGGGGUCAACAACCGACAAUAACAAUACAAGCAGGAGCCCAACAACUGAACGAGUUGUUGGACGACGCAGCUCCAGGAAUCAGGCCCAGAAGGCGAACGAAGUGAGACGGCAGGCGAGGAUUACUUAAGGUGGCGCGCAGUUACUUAACCGCAUCUGAGUUGCGGCCAAGUUCAUUGGACACACACACGGCAUACAGUAUUUUUUGUAUAGUUAAAAUAUACAUUGGAGUUUUAGUUCUUGACGAUCACACCCUCGAUACAGAGUUGACUUCGGUAAAGGGGGCCAGGAUCGAUCAAUCGUGCAUAGAGAUCCUAGGGAGUACAUUACAUUUAGACACCAUUUCCUACUGUUAGCUGUAAACUAUUAUACAUAAAUUAAUAAAUGCUUUAACGAUUAUUUACGAAUGGCA
Messenger RNA from Drosophila teissieri, 1808 nucleotides. RefSeq lists its product as uncharacterized. The transcript is spliced from 5 exons. Gene Ontology annotation, cellular component: nuclear body. The record is from RefSeq and is a predicted model, not a curated record. The coding region runs from base 494 to 1420 and encodes 308 amino acids. Lineage: Eukaryota; Metazoa; Arthropoda; Insecta; Diptera; Drosophilidae. Gene Ontology annotation, biological process: positive regulation of DNA-templated transcription.